CAUUUCUUUGAUUGUCCUUUUUGUCAAUAGAAAACUCUUCUAUUGUUUCUAUUAAAACCAAACAAAGAAAAAAAAAGAAAAAAACGAAAAUAGAAUAUGGAAAAGUUGAGAUUUGUUCUUGUGUUGCUAGCAUUGUGUCUUUCAACAUCACUAGUAAAAGGAGGAGAUCCUUUUUUGUUUUUUGAAUGGAAAGUCACUUAUGGCACUAUCUCUCCCCUUGGUGUACCCCAACAAGUUAUUUUGGUCAAUGGCCAAUUUCCAGGACCUAUAAUUAAUGGUACCUCCAACAAUAAUAUUGUUGUCAAUGUGUUCAAUCAGUUGGACGAGCCGUUCCUCUUUACAUGGAACGGCGUCCAACAGAGGAAGAAUUCGUGGCAAGAAGGUACCCUUGGCACCAAUUGUCCCAUUCCUCCCGGGAGCAAUUUUACGUACCAAUUCCAGGUCAAGGAUCAAAUUGGAAGCUUUUACUAUUACCCCACCACAGCUUUGCAUCGUGCAGCGGGUGGGUAUGGUGGGAUAAGUGUACAUAGUCGCGCAUUGAUUCCCGUCCCCUUUGACGUUAACCCUGCAGACGAAUUCUUUGUCCUUGUAAGUGAUUGGUACACCAAAAGUCAUUCCCAAAUGAGGAAGCUUUUGGACAGUGGGCGCGCCCUGGGAAGGCCCAACGGAGUCAUUAUCAAUGGCAAAAGUGGCAAAGGUGAUAACAAGGACGAGCCAAUGUUCACUAUGACCCCUGGAAAGACGUAUAGAUACAGGUUCUGUAACGUUGGCAUGAAGGAUGCUAUCAACGUUAGAAUCCAAGGACAUGUCAUGAAAUUAGUUGAGAUCGAAGGAUCUCACACCGUACAAAACAUGUACGAUUCACUUGACGUUCACCUCGGACAAUGUAUGUCUGUUCUGGUAACUGCUGAUAAAGACCCUAAGGAUUACUUCCUCGUGGCCUCCACACGAUUCACAAAGGAACCACAUACUGCUACCGCCACUAUCCGUUAUGCCAAUGGCAAAGGCGCCCCGGCCUCAUUAGAAUUGCCAAAGGCUCCAAUUGGUUGGGCUUGGUCACUUAACCAGUUCCGCUCAUUCCGUUGGAAUUUGACAGCAAGUGCAGCUAGGCCGAAUCCACAAGGAUCCUACCACUACGGCCAGAUCAACAUCACGCGUACCAUAAAACUAGUGAACGCGGCGGGCUCAGUGGACGGGAAACUUCGAUAUGCAAUCAACGGUGUUUCACAUGUGAAUCCUGAGACUCCAAUUAAGUUGGCUGAGUACUAUGGUGUUGCUAAUAAGGUUUUCAAGUAUGAUCUUAUUAAGGAUGAUUAUGAAGCUCCAACUGCUAAAACAGAAGAGAAGAUUACACUUGCACCAAAUGUAGUAAAUGGAACUUACCGCAACUUUGUGGAGAUCAUCUUUGAGAACCAUGAGAAGAGUGUUCAAUCUUUUCACUUGGCUGGAUACUCUUUCUUUGCUGUUGCGAUUGAACCAGGGAAAUGGACACCAGAGAAGAGGAAGAACUACAACUUGCUUGAUGCAGUGUCAAGGAAUACCAUCCAAGUUUACCCUAAUUCAUGGGCAGCAAUCAUGACAACUAUUGACAAUGCUGGCCUUUGGAACUUAAGGUCAAAUUCUCUUGAAAGGCAAUACUUAGGACAACAGCUUUACUUCAGUGUCCUCUCUCCAAAAAGAGAUUUGAAAGAUGAAUACAAUAUGCCUGACAAUGAUAUCUUGUGCGGCAUAAUUAAGGACAUGCCUCUACCAAAACCUUAUUCCGUAUAAACAUUGAUAUACUUAUGUAUGAUUUCAGAAUAACUCUUUUUGCUCCUAACUCAUGUAGGCCUUAAUAUUCUGAGUUAGAGAGAAGAUAGCACAAACCAAAGAAAAAAAGGGAAAAAAAAUUGACAAGAAAUCCAUGUUUGUAUAAGGGGAUUGAAGAGUUUUGGGUGACAAAAAUCUCAAAUUCUUGGUCUGCUAUUCCCCAACACAUUGGCCAGCCUUUUGUGCAUGCAGAAUGAAAUUCCUUCUAUUUGCAUUUUUUUUUUUAAAUAGUGUAGUCAAGAAAUAAUUUUGUUAUUUGUUUCUGAAUGCAUUGAGCAAAUCAUCACUUAUCAAUAAGAGGACAAUGAAUGUUUAUUUUCCA
Nicotiana tabacum (common tobacco) is the source of this 2131-nucleotide messenger RNA. RefSeq names its product L-ascorbate oxidase homolog. NCBI's taxonomy places the organism in Eukaryota, Viridiplantae, Streptophyta, Magnoliopsida, Solanales, Solanaceae. Gene Ontology annotation, molecular function: oxidoreductase activity; copper ion binding. The record is from RefSeq and is a predicted model, not a curated record.